UCAUUUUUGAUGAUUUUUUAUUUUAAUUGAUGGAAUUUUAGGUUUUUCUUCCGUCUGUUGGAUUUUUCUUCUUUUUUUUUGGUGCAUAGCGUUAGGUAAAAUUACAAUUAAAGUGCAAUAAUUGAUUUAAUAAAAAUUGAAUAAGUCAAUAGUCUUUUGUAACAUCAAAUUUCAAUUUGUGCAAAUUGAUUAAAAGUUAAAUACAAAUUUAUUUAAGCACUAAAACUGCAGUCGUGUCGUGGUGGUUUUAUUUAAGUAAAUAAUUUAUUGUCAAUAAAGCAAGGUCCAUCUAUGUAGAACACUUUUAGGCAUUCUUCCCUUCUCUAAAAACAAUUCAUAAGAUUUUCACUCGACUUGACAAUCGACUUCACUUUUCACUUGUUGUGCCGAAACGAAAACGGGUCAUCCUAGGAGCAGAAUCAAAACCAUUUAAAAAAUGUCAACGCGAACAACAAGAAGUAAAGCCCUUGCACCACCAUCUAAACCACCACAAAAACAACAAGCGUCUAUCAAAAAAUAUCUCUUAAAUAACAAAAAACCAAUUCGGACAGCUGAAUUAGAUGAAGAAGUAGACUUCAUUCUCACCGAAGCCGAAGCAGAAGCAGAAGCUCCAACUGAACAUUAUGUCUUGACCGAAUUCAAAAAUGAUGACGAGGAGCAAGAGAAUGAAAUUAAUUUUGUACUUAGUGAUAAUUUUAAUGUUGCAAGCGAAGGAGAAGGCCCUGUCGCCGAAUGUACUGAAGAAAUUCAAAUCGAAGAAGACGCAGAAGGCAACGAAGUCGAUAAUGAUGAUGACCUCGAUGCAAUGGUUGUUAGGACACAAGAAAUUGUCGAACAUGUUUGUGGCAAAUGUUUUAAAUCAUUUCGAACUAUCAAGGCUCUUAAGCGACAUAUUGCUUUUUGCAUAUUUACCGCUGAAUUAGUAUCACGAAGAGAAGAGAUGCUGCGGAAUAUAGAUAAAAUAGAAAUGGAAUCCUUGCACAUGCAUAAAAAAGAUAUUUGCUUUUGCUGUGGUGAUAGCUACGAUACAUGUCAUGGUGGUCACAUUAACUGUGCCGAUUGUCCAAAAACAUUCAAAACUCAACUGAGUUUGGAGCGUCAUAUGUUUUUAAUUCAUUCGGAGAAAAAUGAUUUUCCUUGUGCAAUAUGCAAUGGAAAAAUUCGAACAGCAGCCUUAUUAGAACUUCAUAUGGAUCAGCAUAUGUCACGUGGCAAGCCAUUUGCAUGUAAAACCUGUGGCAAAGAUUUCACUAGACAUUAUCACUUGAAAAGGCAUUUGAACUUUUCGACUUGUGGUGGAAAAAAAGCUGAUACCAUAGCUUGUAAUGUUUGUAAUAAAGAAUUUGCUCGGUUGGACAAUUUACGUUCACAUUUGAAAUCGCAUUUGGGCCAAGGGCCAACAGCUAAGAAAACAGAUUAUAUGUGUCCAUGUUGCAAAAAGUGUUUUUACAGUUUAUCAACACUGAAUAUUCAUAUUCGAACCCACACUGGAGAGAGGCCUUUUGAUUGUGAUCUUUGUGAUAAAAACUUUCCAUCUUUGGUUGCUUUGAAAAAGCAUAGGAGGUUUCAUACAGGCGAGAAACCAUAUACUUGUUCGGUGUGCAAAUCAACAUUUGCUGUUAAAGAAGUCCUCAAUAGACAUAUGAAACGUCAUACUGGAGAAAAACCGCAUGGCUGUGAUGAAUGCGGUAAACGUUUCAUACAAGCUACCCAAUUAAAAAAUCAUCUCCGUACGCAUUUAAGGCCUUAUGAAUGCGCAGAAUGCCCUCAGAAAUUCAAAACUGCAAUUCAAUUAGAAAAACAUCUGAAAUCACAUAGAAAUCCAAAGCGAAAAGGUACCCAACCCAAGACCGAUGCAAACUCAGCUAAAAGAAAACAAAGCAAAGAAUACAAUUGCGAAGAUUGUAAUGUUAGCUUUCGAACUAUUUCGGCAUUUUUGCGUCACGAGGUUUCUAAUGACCAUAUGGAGAAUGCAAAAAAACGGUGCCUUAUAUGCAAUACGGAACACAAGAACACAAAAGCCCUUCAAUUUCAUAUGCUCAAGUACCAUGAAACUCCAUCCGACAAUGAGACAAAUUUGAAGGACCAAAAGGCCGAUGAAGAGGUUAAGACAGAAUCUGAAGAUGUUGUUAUUGAAGAAUACGUUAUUGACACCAUCCCAGAGCUAGAAGAAAAAGACCUUGCUGAAACACCCACUGUUCAGAGCUACACCAUCAUCGCAAAAAGUAAUGAGCUUUCUGCAGAGUCUGCCAAACCACCUCUCAAAACAAAGACCAAAGCCACUCUUAGAUCUGAACUUAGAAAGUCCAUGGCGGAAUGUUUACGUGAUCCAAGCUCAAACAAGCAAGACUCGGCUGCAAGCAAGGAAGAAAAGGAAAUAACUGAAAAUGUUGGAAAGUUACUUGACAUGUUGGUGGAUGCUGAGACACUCACCAAGUUCGGUUGGCCCAAGGAUUCUGUUGAAAAGGUCCUUUGUAAAGUUAUCGAGAAUUGUGGAUAUGAUAUUUCGCUGCAAGUAUUCACCGAUGAUUAUUGCACCAGAAUGAGGGAGUAUGUUAAGUUACUCUUUACAGUUGUUAUACAAAAUGAUACUAUUAAGGAAUUAUUGAAUAAUUAUCCCAUCGAUGAGGUAAUUGAGUUUGUUCUUACAAAUGAAAACGAUGAUGAUGAUUGAACAAAGUGGACAUUUUUUGUAAAUAAUUUAAAAAAAAAGAAUCAAGAAAUAUAAAAGUUUAUUUUAUGUUAAUGUUUAAAAAAAAGAAUUAUGUGGACUUUGAGUAAUGUUUAAAUAUUUUUAAAUACAAUUUUUUUAGGUAUUUUUAUAGAUAUAGAGAAAUAAAUAUAUUUUACUUAAUGUGAA
Eupeodes corollae is the source of this 2860-nucleotide messenger RNA. RefSeq names its product protein suppressor of hairy wing (gene su(Hw)). The record is from RefSeq and is a predicted model, not a curated record. Gene Ontology annotation, cellular component: nucleus. The transcript has 10 exons. Bases 437 to 2674 code for a protein of 745 amino acids. Lineage: Eukaryota; Metazoa; Arthropoda; Insecta; Diptera; Syrphidae. Gene Ontology annotation, molecular function: RNA polymerase II cis-regulatory region sequence-specific DNA binding; DNA-binding transcription activator activity, RNA polymerase II-specific. Gene Ontology annotation, biological process: regulation of transcription by RNA polymerase II.